GUGAAAAGACGUAGUUAAUUACUUCUCUGUGUGUGUGUGCCAGUGUGUGUGUGGGGCACCAUAAUUUCUUAAGAAGAUACUUCACCCUUCAUCCACAAUACGCAAACUUUCGAGAUUCCUCUGGUGCAACCCAGAUAGAAUCGUCUUUUCUUUCUGGCUAUUUCAAGCUCUUUUCACUUCAAUUAUUUGGGGAACACAGAGCAAAAAGUCGAGAAUUUUGUGAGGUUUAUUGUUAAUUGAAGUGAGUUGGGGUUGUUGAUUUUAGGGUUUUAAGGAAGAUUUGGUUUCGUUUGAUGGGAAUUGGGUAAGGUGGGAGAUGAGGAAGUCUUUUAAAGAUUCUUUUAAAGCACUUGAAGCCGAUAUACAACAUGCCAAUACUCUGGCAUCAGAUUAUCCAAGGGAGUAUGAUGGUGGAUGCCUUCAGAUGAGAUUAUCAUACAGUCCAUGUGCUCAGUUCUUUCUGUUUUUUGUUCAGUGGAGCGAUUGUCACCUUGCUGGCGCCCUUGGUUUACUCAGAAUCCUUAUUUACAAGGCAUAUGAGGAUGGAAAGACGAGCAUGUAUAUUCAUGAACAUAAAGCCACUAUAAGAGAAUUCUAUGGUGUUAUAUUUCCAUCUUUAUUGCAACUUCAAAGGGGAAUAAGUGAUAUUGAAGAUAGAAAACAAAAGGAGCUUUGUGCAUCAAAGUAUCAAAGAAAGGAUGAGAUGAACAAAGGUAAACUAUCAGAAAUUGAUAUGGAGCGAGAGGAAGAAUGCGGGAUUUGUUUAGAGUUGAACACCAAAGUUGUCUUGCCGGAUUGCAAUCAUUCCUUGUGUAUGAAGUGCUACACAAAUUGGCGUGCUCGAUCUCAAUCAUGUCCAUUUUGCCGUGAUAAUUUGAAACGAGUCAACUCGGGUGACCUAUGGAUCUACACUUGUCGUUAUGAAGUCAUUGAGUUAUCAGCUAUUGCAAGGGAGAAUUUGAGGAGACUUGUUAUGUACAUCCAAAAGCUACCUCUUAUUGUUGUGGAUCCUGUCAAUAUUUCUUAUGACCCUCGCUUCCGAUGAAGGCGUUGCAGUGUUGUUGUGGGCAUCAUCCAUUUGUACAUAUAAUUGUUGUUUGAUUUGGACUUGCAUUGUUUUGGAUUUGUUGAAAGAUAGGAUUGGUUUGUAUAUAUUUGUAAACAGUUGAACAUACUUGGUUGGAUAUAUGUUGUAACCUGAAAAUUGUAAAAAGAUUAAAACUAAUUUG
This is a messenger RNA of Lactuca virosa, 1229 nucleotides long. The record is from the annotation of a GenBank genome assembly. NCBI's taxonomy places the organism in Eukaryota, Viridiplantae, Streptophyta, Magnoliopsida, Asterales, Asteraceae.